AUGGCCCUGGCCGAGGCAAGCGCUGUGGCCGCAUCCACGCUCCAGCGCGCCCCGCAGCGGGACGCCCCUGAGGGACGGCAGGGCGUGUUGAUGGAGCAGCGUGACACAGCACGCCGUGCGGCGGAGGCCGAGGAGGCGCUGGCGAGCAUCUUUGAGCGCCAGGCGCGGCGGCAGCAGCACAAGCAACAGCACGAGCGGACUCCGCGGCCGCAGCCGCAGGAGCAGCCACGGCGGCAGCAGCAGCAAGUGCAACACCAGGCAGAGGCGCCCUCGCUGUUGACUGCGGCGGAGCCGGCUGUCGAGGAGCGGGCGCCGCCCACCCAGCUGGUACCCCAGCAGCAGCGGCGCUAUGACGAGUUGCUGGAGCAGCUGAGGGCGGGCCCUGCGCAGGAACAGGAUUUGGUGAGGGGAACAGCGGGACCAACGCAGCAGCAACAGCACCAGCACCAGCACGAGAAACAGCAGCGGCAGCAGCAGCAGCAGCGGCAGCAUUUGCAGGCGACAGGCAAGCCGCAGGCGUCCCUUGAUGACCUGCUGCGGCACAUGGAGGGCAGCGGCUCGGCGCCGCAGCCUGUAUCGCCGGUAUCCGCGGGCCUGGCCGCCUUAGACAUGGCCAAGGCUGUUGCCACGGACGGCGCCCAGCAGCGGGUGCCACCAACCCAGCUGGGAGCUCAGCAGCAGCAGCGCUAUGACGAGUUGCUUGAGCAGCUCAGGGCGGGCCCCGCGCGGCAGCAGGGGCUGAGGGCAGCACAGGGAGAAACGCAGUCGCAGCAUCUGCAGCACAAGCACGAGGAGCAGCAGCAGGAGCACCAGCAGCAGCAGCAGCAGCAGCAUAUGCAGGGGCCAGGCAGUCAACAGCCAUCCCUUGAUGACCUGCUCCGGCGCAUGGAGGGGAGGGGCUCGGCGCCGCAGCCUGUAUCGCCGGUAGCCGCAGCCCUGGCGGCCUUGGACCGGGCCAAGACUGUUGCCGCAGAUAGCGCCCAAUCAUCCAGCAGUGCAGCGGCACAGGUGCGCACAGCACUCAUCUUGAACCGUGUGGAAGCACCGGGCAAGCCGGCCGACCAGCAGCAGGCGGCGCUGACCCAGCUGCGCGCCCAGCAGCAGCGGCGCUAUGACGAAUUGCUUGAGCAGCUCGGGGCGGGCCCUGCACGGCAACAGGAUCCUGUGCAGACAGCAGAGGGGCCGAUGCAGCCGCAGCAGCAGCAGCAACAACAGCAGCAGCGGCAGCAGCAUUUGCAGGCGGCAGACAAGUCACAGGCGUCCCUUGAUGACCUGCUCCUGCGCAUGGAGGGCAGCCGCUCUCCACCCCAGCCUGUGUCGCCGGUAGCUGCGGCCCUGGCAGCCUUGGGCGCCAAGGCUAUUGCCACGGACGGCGCCCACGCGUCCAGCAGUGCAGCGGCACAGGUGCGGCCAGCACUCACCUUGCACCGUGUCGAAGUGCUGGGCAAGCCGCCUGUCGAGCAAGGGGCGCCGCCCACUCAGCUGGGAGCCCAGCAGCAGCAGCGCUAUGACGAGUUGCUUGAGCAGCUCAGGGCGGGCCCUGCGCGGCAACAGGCUCUGGAGCAGAUAGCAGAGGGGCCGAUGCAGUCGCAGCAGCAGCAGCAACAGCAGCAGCAGCGGCAGCAGCAGCAGCAUUUGCAGGCGGCAGACAAGCCACAGGCGUCCCUUGAUGACCUGCUCCUGCGCAUGGAGGGCAGCCGCUCUCCACCCCAGCCUGUGUCGCCGGUAGCUGCGGCCCUGGCGGCCUUGGGCGCCAAGGCUGUUGCCACGGACGGCGCCCACGCGUCCAGCAGUGCAGCGGCACAGGUGCGGCCAGCACUCAGCUUGCGCAAGCCGCUUGUUGAGCAGCGGUCGCCGCCCACCCAGCUGGGAGCCCAGCAGCAGCAGCGCUAUGACGAGUUGCUUGAGCAGCUCAGGGCAGGCCCUGCGCGGCAGCAGGCUCUGGAGCAGACAGCAGAAGGGCCGACGCAGUCGCAGCAGUGGCAGCAGCAAGCGCAGCAGCGGCAGCAUCGGCAGCAUUUGCAUGCGGCAGACAAGCCACAGGCGUCCCUCGAUGACCUCCUGCGGCGCAUGGAGGGCAGCGGCUCGGCGCCGCAGCCUGUAUCGUCGUUAGCCGCGGCCCUGGCGGCUUCAGACCCAGCAAAGGCUGUUGCCACGGACGGCGCCCAUUCGGCCAGCAGUGCAGCGGCCAGCAGUGCAGCGGCAGAGGUGGGAGAUGUCAUGACGCUGCGCUUGAGCCGCAGUGAAAUGCUUGGCAGGUCGGGCAGCAGAGCCUGGGGCCCGCGGCCCACCUCGCAGGUGCCGGCCAGCUUCCUGGCGCUGCAAGAGGCGCUGGCGGCGUGGCAGCAUCAACAACAGGCGCCUGGGUCGCAGGACGGCGCAGUCGGCGUUGGCAGCAGCAGUGGCGGGACUCUGGACAUGGUGCUGUCCAGCAUGCAGGCGCAGCUGGCGCCCAAGCAGCAGGGAGCUGGCCAGCAGCAGCAGCAGGGGCAGCAGCAGCAGGAGCAGCAGCAACAGCGGCAGCAACAGCAACAGCAGGCUGUCGCUGCGCCUCUACGUGCGGCCGCUUCCGUGCACGACGGGGGGCGCGGCCAGCCGACCUUGCGGGUGGGGCAGCCGCUGCGCUCCAGUGUCCUGGACGCGACUUUGCAGAUGGGAAGCACAGUCCUGGGUUCGCGCCCCACCCCUAGAAUGCCAGCCAGCUUCAACGCGCUCCAGGAAGCGCUGGCAGCCCGGCAGCAGCACGAGCGCCAGGCACCCACUCAGCAGCACAGCGCUGCGGAUGGCAGCAGCAGUGGCGGGACUCUGGACAUGGUGCUGUCCAGCAUGCAGGCGCAGCUGGCGCCCAAGCAGCAGGGAGCUGGCCAGGAGCAGCAGCAGGGGCAGCAGCAGCAGCGGUGGCAGCGGCCUUUGGGCCUGGCGGAGCUGGUGGAGCGGCCUGCUGCAGCAUUCGAGGCGGCUGCGCAGCAACAGCAGCAGCAGCAGCAGCAGCAGCAGCAGCGCCUGCUGCAGCAGCCUCUCUUCAGGGACCUCGCGGAAGCGCUCAGCGCCCCUGCAGGGGCCGCAGCCCCGCCCCUGCAGCCGCAGACGGCCCCUCGGGAGCCCGCGGCGGCCAGCCUCGAAGACAUCAUGCGCGCGAUGGAGCAGACGCCGCAGGCGCCGACGCGCACGGAUGGAACGGGUGGUGAGCAGCAGUCGUGGAUGCAGCAGGUCAUCAGCGGGGAGGUGGUGAUUGCGCCGCCCCCGGCAGAGCAGCAGGCCAGGCCGACGUCAAGGGGGCAGCAUUGGCAGCAGCACCACCACCAGCAUCAGCAGCAGCAGCAGCAGCCAUGGGAGGAGGACUGGUCGCGGGAACCGCAACACUACGACGCGCCGCAGCGCGACUGGCGGCGGCGAGACGAGCGGCCGCCGGCGAGCGAUCCCGUCGCCGCGGCCGACGCCGCCACGGUGCUGGACGAGGACGAGAUGAGCGAGCGGCUGCGGGCGACCAGGGCGCUGAUCAACCUGGAAGUCAGCAAGAUUGACCGCGAGCAGAAGGUCAAGGCCAAGGGCCGCGCCGAGGAGCAGCGCCGCGCGGCGUGGGCCGCGCCGGACGCCUCGGACGAGGAGGCCGAGGCGCCCCGCGGCCGAAAAGGCGCGAGCGGCGCGCGCAGCAAGGCGCUGGCCCGGUUGGCGGGCAAGGCGGAGGCGGCGGCCGCGGCCGCGGCCGCCAGGGAGGAGCGCGGCAAGAAGAAGGCCGCGGCGGCUGCCGCCGGCGCCGACCGCUGGGCCAGCAAGCUGCAGGGCCUGCGCCCAAGCGACGCGGGGGCGGGCGCCGCGGCCGACGAGGCCGCGCAUCCCGGAGACGCGGCGGCGGCGCCCAAGGCCGAGGCUGCGGCCGCAGCCGCCGCACGGGGGCGCAGCGCAGGGUCAGGCGCGGCAGAGGGCGAGCUGGCCCACAUUGAGCUGCCGGGCGGCUGCAGCGUCCGCCAGCUGGCGGCGCUGCUGGGGGCCGACUUGGACGCGGUGGAAGCUGCCCUGACGGAGCUGGGUGACGUCAUCUACUCAUGUGGGCGCCUGGCGGGCGUGUUUGUGGCAGUUUUGGUCGCGGGGCGACAGCAAAUGGACCUAGCUGCACCAGCAAUCGCAUGA
Monoraphidium neglectum is the source of this 4131-nucleotide messenger RNA. RefSeq lists its product as hypothetical. Lineage: Eukaryota; Viridiplantae; Chlorophyta; Chlorophyceae; Sphaeropleales; Selenastraceae. The record is from RefSeq and is a predicted model, not a curated record. The coding region runs from base 1 to 4131 and encodes 1376 amino acids. The transcript has a single exon.